AUUCGGAACACGAAAAAGUGAGGUUAGGUUAAUUAGAGAUAAACAAAAUUGGGGGUUUUCAAGUGUUUUCUGGAAGAAAAUCUGUGAAAAGUGCAAUGGGAUUACUCACAGAUCCUUCGGGACUGUCCCAAAAGGCCAAGUACACCAAAUUGCUGAAGAGACACUGCAAAUUACUCUGCAAUUUGCUCUUUGUUGCCGGAGUUGCCUGGUUUGCCGCCCUCUCGGACAGUAAUUUCAAUCACGGAACAUAUUUCUCUGAGAAUGCCCUGCUUCCUGGGCUCGUGUAUUCGUCCAUCAAGAAGGACACGAGCAAUUUCGCCGUGAAUCUUCAGGAGGAAUUGUCCAGGGAGAGGGAAAGUCAUCAGAAUACCAUUCCAACAGCUUGGCUUCUGGCCAAAAUGAAGCAGAUUGGACUAGAUGCUUCUUCUCACAAUUUCACCCUCAAUUAUCCCUUUGGCGGAGGCAAAGUUUUCACUGGAAACAAUGUCUAUGGGAUUCUCCGGGCUUCUAGGAUCGGAUCAACUGAAUCCAUUGUCAUAUCCUGCCCCUAUCGAACGUCAGUUUCCGUUCACCCUCAAGUGUCUCACUCUGUCCCUCUGAUGCUGGCUUUUGCAGAUUAUGCACGAAAGCAAAAGUACUGGGCUAAGGACAUUAUCUUCCUGAUCACGGAUCAGGAACAGCUCGGGAUGCAGGCAUGGCUGAAUGCUUAUUACGGGAAUAAUGAGAAUUCAGCCCUCAUCAGUAGUGAUUUGCAUUUGAGGGCAGGAGCAAUCCAGGCUGCCCUCAAUCUUGAGAUCCAGAGCUUCGAUUUGGAUUUCAUCAAUAUUAAAUUGGAGGGACUCAAUGGACAGCUGCCCAAUUUGGAUUUAUUCAAUUUGGUGCAGAAGUUGACAAAUAAAGAGGGCAUAGCCUGUGGAUACAAGCAGACCAAGGGGAAGCGUCCUAAGGCCAGCCACAUGAAUAAUAUAUGGCAAAUGCUCACGAUGGUGUUGAGUCAAUCGACGGGCGUUCCCACCGGCAAUCACGGUCUCUUCCACAGAUUUGGCAUUGAGGCUGUGACACUUGAAGGGGUCACGAGGUCAGAUGCAAAGUCUUCUCAGUCCCUCUUGCCUAUGUUGCGCAUCCUCGAGGGCAUCUCACGGAGUCUCAAUAAUCUCCUUGAACGAUUCCAUCAGAGUUUCUUCUUCUACUUAAUUGUGGCCAAUGACAGAUUUGUCUCAAUUGGCGACUACAUGCCUUGCAUUGCCCUGAUGGCGGGAUCCCUUCUCAUCAAAUCCUUCAUCAUGUGGCUCUCCCUCCAUCAGACGGACGCCGAGGCCACAGAAGAGGGAGACAAGGUCAAGGAAGAGAAUGCAGAGAGUCCAAAUCUCAUGAGGAUUGGACUCUUGGUCAUUUUCGCUCACGCAACUGGAUUUCUCAUCAACUACCUUCCGUUCUACAACAACGUCAAUGAGUUCUUCUACCGCCAGGCGCUCUCCACGGAAGUGACUGUGGCUACUCUACUGAUCACUGUGUCAGUUCUUGCACUCUUUUCCUCCUUCUUCUUCCGAUUCAACAAAGAGGAUGUCAAGAUACUUCACAUUUGGAUCCUUUUGGAGUUGGCAACUGCCCUUAUAGUCGUUGGAAUGCUGAAUUUCUCAUUGGCACUCAUUUUGGCUUUUGUUACCGUCCCAAUAUUGAUAAAUGUUGAAGUAUCUCACAAUGGAAUUAUCAAAUUUGCCCAGCAAUUGUGUGGAAUCCUGCUGCAACCACUCAUUGUGGCAUAUUUGGUGGUAUUCGCACUGACUUGGAUCACAUUUGAUGAACUAUCAUUGAUGAGUGUCUGCUCCAAAGCAUUGUCCGCGACAAUGAAUGCUCUCGUAUAUUCUGCUGUGGAUUCUGUGAUUUACGGAAAUUGGAUGUUCAAUAUGAUUAGCCUGGUUUUCUUUCCCAUUUGGAUCCUCCUGUGGAACUUCCUGGCAUGGAGAUUCAGUGAACGUGAGAUUGAUGGGAAAUGCAAAGAAUUUUAAGGUGAAUAACGGAGUUUCAAAAAGCACUUUAUGUCCUGAAAAUAAAGAGAAGAAAACCCUUGGA
Molecule: messenger RNA, 2073 nt
Organism: Phlebotomus papatasi
Lineage: Eukaryota; Metazoa; Arthropoda; Insecta; Diptera; Psychodidae
Gene: GAA1
Product: glycosylphosphatidylinositol anchor attachment 1 protein
Exons: 6
Coding region: 96-2009 (637 amino acids)
Biological process (GO): attachment of GPI anchor to protein
Cellular component (GO): GPI-anchor transamidase complex; membrane
Source: RefSeq, a predicted model, not a curated record